Messenger RNA from Scheffersomyces stipitis CBS 6054, 876 nucleotides. RefSeq lists its product as uncharacterized. Bases 1 to 876 code for a protein of 291 amino acids. The record is from RefSeq and is a predicted model, not a curated record. NCBI's taxonomy places the organism in Eukaryota, Fungi, Ascomycota, Pichiomycetes, Serinales, Debaryomycetaceae. The transcript has a single exon.
AUGUUUCGAAUAUCAAAUUGUUCAUUAAUUGUUCAAAAUUUGAACAGAAAAACAUUUCUUAACUCCGGAACAUUGACAAGUUUACGCCUCUAUUCAUCUGCUUCUACCCCAACAAGAGGAAGAGGAAAAAAGGGCCUCUCUGAACCAUUUGAGGAAAGGAAUAUCGAGGAGUACCCCAAUGAAUUCUGUGCUGUGCACACCAACUACGGCUGGUUUACCGUUCCAUUACAUUACUAUGGUUAUGACUGGACAUCAAAUCACAUCAACAAACUUGUAGAAGACAGUUUUCCAGAUAUAGCGGAAAACCCCAGGGAUAAAUUUGUUAUUCAGCAGAAAGUAGAUGAAUGGAUUCCAAGUGUAGACACAUCCAUUAUACCUAAGAGCCACAAGCUCACCAAGAGAGAAGGUCAGAAAAUUAAGAAGGAGGAACUUUAUCGGAAGCAAUUGAAAGUAGAAAUUGAGCCCAAAGCCAGCAAAGAUUCCAAAUCUGCAUCAGCAAAUGAAAAGAAGACAAUAGCUUCCAUGCCAGAAGAAAGCAGCAAAGAGGUCAAAGAAGAUAUUGCUGGAAUUGUUUCCUAUACUCAAACGUGGAACUACUACUUUUCACUCAAGUAUGCCAAAUCUGAAGAGCCGUAUCUUAUAGCUAGAAAGAAUAUUUCUCAGUCAUGGGCAUCUCUAUCUCCAGCAACUAAAGAAAAGUAUAGACUCGAAUAUGCCCAAUUACUUUUGUCCGGCAGAGAUAUCUACAAAGGAAAGAUUAUCACGAUUGAAGAAAAGGAAAAGAAGAACCAAUCGUUUGCGAAGUACAAAAAGACCUUGAAGGAAAAGGAAAUGAAAAGAAAACAGGAACUUAUAGAUCUAGCAGAAAACGACUGA